This is a messenger RNA of Fonsecaea multimorphosa CBS 102226, 1269 nucleotides long. RefSeq lists its product as uncharacterized. NCBI's taxonomy places the organism in Eukaryota, Fungi, Ascomycota, Eurotiomycetes, Chaetothyriales, Herpotrichiellaceae. Gene Ontology annotation, molecular function: four-way junction DNA binding. The coding region runs from base 1 to 1269 and encodes 422 amino acids. Gene Ontology annotation, cellular component: replication fork; centrosome; Rad51B-Rad51C-Rad51D-XRCC2 complex. Gene Ontology annotation, biological process: double-strand break repair via homologous recombination; DNA strand invasion. The transcript has 2 exons. The record is from RefSeq and is a predicted model, not a curated record.
AUGUCGGCAGAACAAUAUGGAGCUCGCCUCCUCGAAGAGGUCCACGAAGAGAGUCUCGAGCAGUUCCUAGCAGAGCUCAGAUGUACGGUCAAUCCUCGACCGAGGUCUGUUCUGGGUGUCUCACAGCUGGACAGCCUACUCGAAUCACUACGCUACCCAGCAACACAAGACACUCUCCAACGUCAAGGAGCAUGGCCUUCCUCACCGGCAGCGGCAUCUCCAGUCUUGGACGAGGAAGACCGGGGUGACGACGAGGUGUCCAACUCUCGCGGGCCACAGGAACGAACGCCCACAGUCAAACCCAAACCUGCAACGAUUGAACUCACAAGCGUGCGAUCCGCCUCGGGAAAGACGUCUCUGCUCUCCCAUCUCUGCGCCGUCUCGGUCCUCCCGAGGUCUCUGGGCGGCAAGGAAUCGACAGCCGUGUACGUCGACGCCGACGGGCGAUUUUCUGCCACAAGGGUGGCGCAGAUGAUGCAGCAUUACCUACAAACUCACCACCACCAACAAUCUAGCCAAGCUGCUGCCCCGGGUACUACCUUGACCGAUGCAAAUGUCCAACAACAAACUAUCAUCCGCUCCUCCCUCGACCACAUACACGUUUUCCGACCACAGUCUUCAGCCCAGAUGAUCUCCAUCCUCUCGUCUCUGGACACGUACCUCUUGGACAGCUCCAAACAUCACUCUAUGCAUCGGCCCUUGGGGCUGAUCGUGAUCGACUCGGCGACGGCGUUCUACUGGCAGGACCGAGGCGACCAGGCCAUGGCGAAGCUCGAGGCCCCCGCCACAGCAAACCCUGGAGGACCAUCGCGGGCCGCGGAGACGAUUACCCAUCUCAAGACCUUACAAGAGCGGUUCGACUGUGCCGUGCUCGUCAGCACCACCUCCCCAACCCCUCCUUCUUCUCACCAGUUUCCCUCCACCUCGACCCGCCCGCUGAACGAGCCGAGCACCACCUCCGUCCCGACCGCUCUAGCGCCCCUCGUCUCCCCCUGGACAUCCUACGCCACGCUCUCACUCUCCCUCGCAAGGCUGCCCGUCCCACAAUUCCCGGCCAAGAUGGGGCUAGACGAGUGUCUCAGGGACCGGGACAAGCGGCUCGAGGCCGUGCGGAAGGGGAGGUUCGUGGCGACUCUCCUCCCCAGCUCAGCAGCAGCAGCAAAUGUGUGUGCAGGGAAUGUGGGCAGCGAGAGUGGGAGAGGAGGCGGAAAGGGAGGCAGAAGCGCGUUCGGGUUCGGGAUUACCACUGCCGGGGUGGAAUUCGAGUGA